AUUACCCUUUUUCCAAUCAGAUCAAAGUGUCACAGAGAAAAUAUCUACAUUUUUUUUUUAUUUUUCCGAGAAACAGCGAGAAAAUUAGGAAAGAAAAUUUAUAUGGUAUUAUAACAAUAAUGCGCUGAGAGCGAACUCACUGGAGCAAAUUCGUCACUGCUCAAUCACCUUCCCUCUCCGAGAAAGCAGCUCAUUUCCGAUAAAUUAGAUUUCUGUUCUUAUCUUGAGACUUUUUCGCUAUAAAAUUUUUCUCCGAUUUCGAUUUUCACUUUUUCUGCUUUUACCCACAAUCUAGCGCCGGCAAUCGUUCGGAAACGCAUGCAUGCGAGUGUGAACAAUUUGUCUCUUGAAUUUCUUUUUGCAUUUUCUAAUCGUCAAUCGGAUUGAACCGAUCGGAAUUUUCUGUUUGGAUAGAAGGAAAUUUUUUUAAAAUAAAAAAAGAAAAAAAGGAUUUUUUUUUUAAAGAGAGAGAGAGAUUGAGCGUGAGCUCGGCGGAGUGAGUUUCUGGAGUAUUUUGUGAGUGAUCUGUGGUGGUGAGAUGGGGAAGGUCGCGGUGGGGGCGGCGGUGGUGUGCACGGCGGCGGCGGUUUGUGCGGUGGCGGCGCUGGUGGUGCGGCAUCGGAUGAAGAGCUCGGGGAAGUGGGCCCGGGCCAUGGCGAUACUGAAGGAGUUCGAGGAGAAGGGUGCGACUCCGAUUGGGAAGCUGAGACAGGUCGCCGACGCCAUGGCCGUCGAGAUGCACGCCGGCCUCGCUUCCGAAGGCGGCAGCAAGCUCAAGAUGCUUAUCAGCUACGUCGAUAAUCUCCCCACGGGAGACGAGAAAGGACUCUAUUAUGCUUUGGACCUUGGGGGCACUAACUUCCGCGUGCUGCGUGUACAAUUAGGUGGCAAAGAAGGACGUGUUGAUAAACAAGAAUUUGACGAAGUUUCAAUUCCCCCCCAUUUGAUGACUGGGUCGUCAGAUGCAUUGUUUGAUUUCAUAGCCGGAGCACUUGCAAAGUUUGUGUCUGAAGAAGGUGAAGGUUUUCAUCCUGCACCUGGUAGGCAAAGGGAGCUGGGUUUUACCUUCUCAUUCCCCGUGAGGCAGUUAUCAAUUUCAUCGGGGACUCUUAUCAAGUGGACUAAAGGCUUCAAUAUUGAGGAUACGGUGGGACAAGAUGUGGUGGCUGAGUUGACCAGAGCAAUGGAAAGAAUAGGGCUUGAUAUGAGGGUUGCAGCCUUGGUCAAUGACACGAUUGGAACAUUGGCCGGGGGAAGAUACACCAACCAGGAUGUCAUUGCCGCUGUGAUUUUGGGCACUGGGACAAAUGCUGCUUAUGUAGAGCGAGCUCAUGCCAUUCCCAAGUGGCAUGGGCUUUUACCAAAGUCAGGAGAGAUGGUAAUUAACAUGGAGUGGGGUAAUUUCCGGUCAUCUCACCUUCCUCUAACAGAUUAUGAUCAAGCACUGGAUGCUGAGAGUUUGAACCCUGGAGAACAGAUUUUUGAGAAGAUGAUUUCUGGCAUGUAUCUAGGGGACAUUGUACGUAGAGUUUUGUGUAGGAUGGCUGAAGAAGCCGACUUUUUUGGUGACACUGUUCCGCCCAAAUUGAAGAUUCCUUUUAUACUAAGGACUCCUGACAUGUCUGCAAUGCAUCAUGACACGUCUCCAGAUCUGAAAGUGGUUGCAACCAAGCUAAAGGAUAUUCUAGAGGUACAAUAA
Molecule: messenger RNA, 1699 nt
Organism: Morus notabilis
Lineage: Eukaryota; Viridiplantae; Streptophyta; Magnoliopsida; Rosales; Moraceae
Product: hexokinase-2
Exons: 8
Coding region: 539-1699 (386 amino acids)
Biological process (GO): intracellular glucose homeostasis; glucose 6-phosphate metabolic process; glycolytic process
Cellular component (GO): cytosol; mitochondrion
Molecular function (GO): glucokinase activity; D-glucose binding; ATP binding
Source: RefSeq, a predicted model, not a curated record